Messenger RNA from Cydia amplana, 1318 nucleotides. It is a transcript of the gene bnl, whose product is annotated as fibroblast growth factor 22. The coding region runs from base 320 to 1123 and encodes 267 amino acids. The transcript has 3 exons. Gene Ontology annotation, cellular component: cytoplasm. Gene Ontology annotation, biological process: regulation of cell migration; positive regulation of protein phosphorylation; cell differentiation. The record is from RefSeq and is a predicted model, not a curated record. Lineage: Eukaryota; Metazoa; Arthropoda; Insecta; Lepidoptera; Tortricidae. Gene Ontology annotation, molecular function: fibroblast growth factor receptor binding; growth factor activity.
UUCAUAGACAUUGCAUUAAUACGCACCAAUAUUUUUGUUACAGAUCGUGUGAACGGCCGCAAGCUGGCACGUUUGCGGUGGCGAGUAAACCGAGACACCGAAAGUAUCACAAUACUGCGACCACGUUACUAAAUAUGACUGCAUUCACAUGUCACAACCGAAAUCGAAAGCGCACAAGAGAUUGCAGUUAAUUUGAUCAGGCCCCACGUUGGGCGCCCGAAAAAACCCUACAAAAGGGAUUGUAUUGGAACUGCGUGCGGGUUAUGAGUAGUCGUGAGCAGUGACGGCGCCCGGGCGGCGGCCAUGGGCGCGGCGCGCGAUGCGCCCGCGCACGCUGCGGCUGCUCCUGGCGGCGCUGGCGCUGGCCACGUGCGCCGCGGCCCCCGCGCCGGAGCGCGCGCAGCGCUCGGCGAAUCUCAGCCACAUCACCGGGACCUCGAGGAACAUACAGAUGUUCCUGAAGAAUCGAUACCUGCAGCUGCUGCCGGAUGGCACCGUCAACGGCACCACAGACGUCAACAGCGUUCACACAAUACUACAACGCGCCACCUACAAGGUUGGCCUCCUGACGAUCCAGGGGGUCGCCACCUGCCUCUACCUCUGCAUGGAUGCCUGCGGGUACCAUUACGCACAUAAGGAUCUCUCGGACGACUGCAUGUUCGAGGAAAACAUAGAGGAGAACAACUACAACACGUACUCGAGGGUACGGGGCGGCAAGAAGACCUACCUAGCGUUGGGGAACAACGGCAAGUCGAGGCGGACGCAGAUCGCGCUCAACCGGCCGCUCGGCAACCUCUCGGUGUACGCGCUCACGCUCACCAGGCGGUGGGAGGGCCCCAAGCAGACCCAGUGCCCCGUCCGGCGACACCGCGGCAAGCUCAAAAGACCCCCACCCUUCCGCACCGAGCAGCGAUGUCAAAUCAGAGUCCAAAAACAGUUGCAAAGACAAAAGCGGAAGCACAAAAAAGUGGUCCACCCCAAAAAGAAACACCGACAUCCGAAGACGCGGAGAAAAUACGACGGCACGACGUCGACGACGACGGAGAGCUACGACGAGUCGACGAUGUCUACGAUGUCCACGACGACCGAUAUGGAGUUUUUUCGGUCACAGACCGCGCAGUAGGCGGUCGUCCGAGCGUGAGCUCGCUCCUCGCGGUGGGGGCAGCCGUCGCGAUUGCACGCUAGCACGGUUCCACGCCCGCCUGGGGGUAACGCCAACGAUGAUGCAAUACCAAAACCAAUGCGUCCCAUCCAACAUCACAUAUUCUCAGGCAGAUAUCUGCUUCAGAUGCCACCCAAAUUUCAUUAUAGUUAGUCU